AUGUAUGAGGCAAAUUACUCUGAGGUGUCUGAAUUCAUACUCCUGGGACUUUCUACUUGCAAACCAGUGCAGCAUUUCCUCCUUGCCUUCUCUGCAGUGUUUUAUGUAAUAAUCGUUCUGGGAAACAUUCUUGUUGUGUUUACAGUAACAUUUGACCCUCAUUUACAUUCUCCUAUGUACUUCCUUUUAGGAAACCUCUCAUUUAUUGAUUUGUGUUUUUCUACCUUAACAGUUCCUAAUAUGAUUUUUGACCUGUACUCUGGGCACAAUACCAUAUCAUUCCAGGGGUGUGUCAUCCAGAUAUUUGUCCUCCAUGUCCUGGGUGGAUCUGAGAUGGUGCUGCUCAUAGCCAUGGCCUUGGACCGGUAUGUGGCCAUAUGCAAGCCCCUCCACUACCUGACCAUCAUGAGCCCACGAAUGUGCAUUUUGCUUGUGUCUGGUGCUUGGGUUAUUGGUCUCAUUCACUCAGUAGCCCAGUUGGCUUUUGUUGUCCAUUUGCCUUUUUGUGGUCCUAAUGAGAUAGAUAGCUUUUAUUGUGAUCUUCCUUGGUUCAUCAAACUUGCGUGUGCAAAUACCUACAGAAUGGAAUUCAUGGUUACUGCCAACAGUGGGUUCAUAUCCACAGGCACCUUCAUCUUAUUGAUUAUCUCCUAUAUCUUCAUCCUAGUCACUGUAUGGAAACGCUCUUCAGGUGGUUUGUCCAAGGCCCUCUCAACUCUUUCAGCUCACAUUACUGUGGUAGUUUUGUUCUUUGGACCGUGCAUCUUUGUUUAUAUGUGGCCAUUUCCCACAGUACCAGUGGAUAAGUUUCUUGCCAUUUUGGACUUUAUGAUUACACCCAUUUUGAAUCCUGCCAUUUACACUUUGAGGAACAAAGACAUGAAGAUGGCAAUGAGGAGACUAAGUAGUGAACUCCUGAAUCUGAGGAAGAUCUCCUAA
Molecule: messenger RNA, 939 nt
Organism: Lemur catta (Ring-tailed lemur)
Lineage: Eukaryota; Metazoa; Chordata; Mammalia; Primates; Lemuridae
Product: olfactory receptor 4F6-like
Exons: 1
Coding region: 1-939 (312 amino acids)
Biological process (GO): G protein-coupled receptor signaling pathway
Cellular component (GO): membrane
Molecular function (GO): olfactory receptor activity; G protein-coupled receptor activity
Source: RefSeq, a predicted model, not a curated record